AUGAGUCCCGAGCCAGGCUAUCCCGCGACAAGGACUGUCACCUAUGGCAGAUCCCACGCCCUUCAGACUAUAAGUGUCACACCACUAAACACAAACCAAGAUGGAUACUGGGUGAUCUAUAUUCAUGGUGGCGCAUGGCGAGACCCAACAGUCACUUCAUCUGCAUUCGAUAACGCCGCGACCAUCCUGCGCAACUCCCCAGACCUUCUAAUAUCCGGAAUCGCCUCAAUCUCCUACCGGCUAAGCGCACAUCCAAGCCAUCCUCAAGAUCCCGCUACCACUCCACCAAAUGAACACCGCAAUGCGAAACACCCAGAUCACAUUCGCGACGUCGAAGCUGCUCUCGCCUUCUUGCAGAACACUUACGCCUUUGGACCCCGCUAUGUCCUUGUCGGACACAGUUGUGGCGCAACGCUAGCCUUCCAGGCUGUUAUGGGCGCUGUGGCGAAUCACCGCGAACAAUCUUUCAACGGCGGAGCGGAUGAUGAUGGCGUAGGUGCGGAGCGGAUUUCGAUGUCCCCCGGUCCGCUACCACCGAAGCUGUCGGCGCAUCCGAUGGCGAUAGUGGGUGUCGCGGGUAUAUAUGAUUUGAGGAGGUUACAAGAUACGCAUCGGGAUAUUGGAGCUUAUAGAGAGUUCAUUGAGGGGGCCUUUGGCAAUGACGUAAUGCUCUGGGAUGGGGUGUCGCCGGCGCAAAUGGUUGGAUCGCGUGGUGUGGAGGGUGGUUGGAAGACCGGACGGUUGGUUGUGCUGGCUCAUUCCAAAGACGAUGAGCUGGUGGAUGAGGGACAGGUUGAAGAAAUGCGGGAGGCAUUGAGAGGGUGGGAAGCAGGGAAAGCUCAAAUUCCGGUGCGGGAAUUGUCAAGUCGUGAUAGACGAGUCGAGGUCCUAUCUAUUGAGGGUGCGCAUGAUGAAGCGUGGAUCAAUGGCGAAGGAUUGGCGCGAGCAGUCAAGUUCGCCUUUGUUGAGCUGCAGAAGAUGGGGUUGGCGCCUGAGCCCGAGAUCUUGGGCGGGCCUACCAUUAUAUAA
This is a messenger RNA of Penicillium pulvis, 1029 nucleotides long. RefSeq names its product arylformamidase. The transcript is spliced from 2 exons. Gene Ontology annotation, molecular function: arylformamidase activity. The coding region runs from base 1 to 1029 and encodes 342 amino acids. The record is from RefSeq and is a predicted model, not a curated record. NCBI's taxonomy places the organism in Eukaryota, Fungi, Ascomycota, Eurotiomycetes, Eurotiales, Aspergillaceae.